AUGGACAUAGAAGCAAUGUUCUUGAGUGAGUUCUCCAUCGAGAAGAAGCCUGAUGAUAUAUUCCAUUUGAUUGAAGUUGCUAUCUUAGUUGGUCAAUACAAUUAUGCCGUUCAGUUUGAGAAGCGUAAAAACAAGCUUAUAAAGAUGUUGUUGUACCCCGAUAGAGAUGAAUAUAGUGAAGAUGAUGGCAGUAGUACUCUUGAUGAAGAAGAAGAAGAAGGAGACAGUGUUGGUGAUGAAGAUGAAGUCACAAAGGUCGAAGAAGAAAAAGAGCCUGAGGAAGAGACACAACAGAUUACUGCGCCUACAAACCAGAAACCGUCGUUGAAGUUUAGAGUGAAAAUCAACAGUUGUAUACAAGUUGCUCCUCUGGAAAAACACAACAAUUGCAACGCAAUGGAAGAGUUGAAGAAAAGUUCCGAGACUAACUUGGUCAAGAAGCAAUUGGAGGCUGAAAAACAACGAACACGACAACAGUCCCAUAAUACUACUACUAUGAGAUCCGAGAUUGACUUGGUCGACAAACAACUAGAUGCUGAUAAAGAAGGAACGCGAAAGAGGAACAUGCCCACCCAAGUUGCUCCUCGUCCUCGUGGAAAACUACUUGUUUCUGAUUUUUCUUUCGAGGAGCAGCUUGACGGAGACAAGCAACUCAAGAAACAGACUGACAAUGGUUUCAGGAAGAUUGAAGAAAACAAGAGAGAAGAACAGAAAGAGUGCACCACUGGUUUAUCGAAGAGCAUGUUGCCGCCGUUGAUGAAGAUGAAUAAUGAGGCCACCAAGCGUGUACAAGUUACUCCUAAUCAGAAACAACUUCCUCCUGAUUUUUCACCAAAGAAACAGAGCAACUGCAUUGCAAUUACAAGACCAAUGCAGAGAAAAGAAACACAAAGCAUCAGAGACACGGAGAUAAAGUUUGCAACAAGCAAGAGGAAAUUUGAGGAAAGGUUGGCAGAGCAAAGUGAAUCCAAGAGAAGGAUCAUAAUGGUAGACUUUCAUGAUAUGCCUAAACCUGCUAAAGACACGUGUGCUCCCACACGACGCUGCUGGAAUAGAAGGAAGUUUUGA
This is a messenger RNA of Capsicum annuum, 1068 nucleotides long. RefSeq names its product probable mediator of RNA polymerase II transcription subunit 26c. The transcript has a single exon. Lineage: Eukaryota; Viridiplantae; Streptophyta; Magnoliopsida; Solanales; Solanaceae. The record is from RefSeq and is a predicted model, not a curated record. Bases 1 to 1068 code for a protein of 355 amino acids.